Clunio marinus is the source of this 2621-nucleotide messenger RNA. The record is from the annotation of a GenBank genome assembly. Lineage: Eukaryota; Metazoa; Arthropoda; Insecta; Diptera; Chironomidae.
AUGGUUAUACCAUCCCAGUCGAGACCAUUAUAUCAGUACAGUUUAGAUCGCAAACGUCCGCUCCACACAUACACCUGCGAGCAAAACGCACAAAUUUUAUUGAGGUUGGAAAGGGAAAGACAGAGAAAAUAUGGUUCAUCUGGACGUCUGACGCAACAUUUUACUGGCGUGCCGAAUGCUGACUACAAUCUAAAACCGCAGGCUAACAAUGUAAAUCGUAAUGAUACUGGGAGUUUAAACAUCGACUUUAAUGCCAAUAAUCGGAUGUCGGGAUGUCCUGAAACAAAUCACAUUGAGAACGAGGUGUUUAUUGGUGAUGUUAAUCGUGUUAAUGGCAUCAGCAUUAAGACCGAAGACAAUACAAUUCCACCGAAUUUUCCACCACCACCUAUCAAGUCAAUGUUGAGACGAAAUUCUUCAAUCACUAAACAUCAACCAAUGAAUGUUUCUGCCAAUCCAGUGAUCAAUCAAAAUCCAUCAAUCGAAUUUACGAGACCAAAUUCGUCAACAUUGCCAUUGAACAAACCUGACCUUUUCAAUUUUGCAAACGCCCCAACUCCAAUGUUGAUUGAAGGAAUGAAAGGCUGUCCGCCGUUGAUCGAUGACAAUGUUAAGCAGUCAAAAGCGCCUCCGCAUAGCGAUGCAAAUAUUUCACAUACAAAUACAAAUAACUGUCAAUCAAAACUCGCAUAUCCACUCAUAUUUUGUGACGAUCAUCAAAUGUACGACAAAGAGAAUUCCUUUUACCUUUACCAUCAUGAACCUGCAUCAUAUUUGCCAAAUUAUGACAAUAUAUCUUCGAAAUAUCCAGAGAAAUACAAUACGAUGGAAUGUUCGGGGCCGAUGUUCCCCUUGCAGCACUUUAACAUUCCAAUUAGUAAACUUCAUGCCAGUACUUGUAACCUGAACAAUCAAUUCAACUCAUCAAACUUAAUUAAUGACCAUCAUUUCUCAAAUUCGUUGAGUAAUUUCAAUAUGAUGGAUCCCCAUCAGCAAAUACAAAACUACUAUAACUUCAAUCCAUCAUUCACACAACUGCCCGACACGAUGAGAAGAGGUGGAGGCGUGGGAGGUAUGCCUACUGGCUUUGGAAGUUCGUCAAUAAUUGGAAGCUCUUUUGCUUCUAACAUCAGUCUUAAUGGUACACCGAAACAGCAAGCAAAUAUGCCAUGGAAACAUCGACAAUGUUCAAGUCGAAGUAGCAGUUCAGGAACGAAUUCUUCAAAAUGGGAUCUUCCAUCUCGGCAAUGGUUAGCUUUGACCUCAAUUCUAUUGAUCGCUGGUGCUGCAAGUGUGGCUGUUCCAUUAGCUCUUAGUGUAACGGCAGGUUCACCAUUUGAGGAGCGAUUUCAAGCCGCUUUACGUUUCCUCGAGCAAGUGCCUUUAAUCGAUGGUCACAAUGAUCUUCCCUGGAACAUUAGGAAAUUCAUGCACAAUCAAAUAAAUGAUUUUAGAUUUGAUGAUGAUUUGAAAACCAUUUCACCAUGGGCGAACUCAUCAUGGAGUCAUACCGAUUUACAAAGACUGAAACGUGGGCGAAUAACAGCUCAGUUCUGGGCUGCUUAUGUGCCAUGUGAAGCUCAAUACAAAGACGCUGUGCAGAUAACGCUCGAGCAAAUUGACAUAAUUGAGCGACUUACCGACCGAUACUCGCCUCAGAUGACAAAAUGCUCUUCAGUUUAUGAUAUCAAUCAAGCUCAUAAAAAUCGACAAAUUUGUUCCCUGAUUGGUGUUGAGGGCGGACACUCUUUGGGUGGUUCUUUGGGAGUAUUGCGGACAUUUUAUUCGCUUGGCGUUCGUUAUAUGACGCUCACAUCAACAUGUCACACUCCUUGGGCUGACUCAAGCAACGCUGAUGCACCGAAGUACGAUGUAAAACAUGGAGGAUUAACAGCUUAUGGAAAGAUUAUCGUACGUGAAAUGAAUCGUUUGGGUAUGGCAGUGGAUUUAUCAAAAGCAUCUGUAAAGACAAUGCGAGACGUGUUGGCAAUUACUGAAGCCCCGAUAAUAUUCUCGCAUUCUUCCGCAUUCGGAUUGUGCAAUUCAAGUCGGAAUGUUCACGAUGAGAUAUUGAAACUCGUUACCAAAAAUGGCGGUCUAGUGAUGGUGAACUUUUACAAUAAAUUUCUUAGUUGCAACGAGAAUGCAACCGUUCAUGAUGCAGUUGCUCAUAUAAAUUAUAUCAAAAGCACGGCCGGCAUCGAUCAUGUUGGACUUGGAGCCGGCUUCGAUGGAAUCAAUUUCACACCGAAAGGUAUCGACGAUGUUAGUGCUUAUCCUUAUUUGUUUGCUGAACUGAUGGGACACGGUUGGACAGCCGAAGAACUAACAAAGCUAGCGGGUGGAAAUUUACUGCGUGUUCUUAGCGAGGUGAGAAUUAUCAUUAAACGUAAAAGCUCGAUGAUCGAACGUGUCCGAGAUAUGAAGCGGAUGAACAAUGAGAAGCCAUUUGAGGACAUUCCAAACUUUCGACUGCCACUUCAAACAUCGGACGAACAAUUGUAUAAUUGUAGCAAUACCGUGUAAAUGUGUAACGAUGUUGAAUCUGAUUUUAUUCUCACUUUUCAACCAACUCACCAUCGAGCUGUGCAUGAAACGAGAUUGUCCCAAACGAGACUAGC